UAUAUUAACCGUAACCAGAGGCGCUCGAGCCAGCGGAGUGGCCGUAUUCCAAACAACUGAGCUGACGGAGCCGCCUCAAGCCCGCGACUCACGCACAUCCUGGAAGACUUUACAUAUCGGAGCUCCGAAGUCAGAAACGUAACAGAGCCGCGCUACAGCUCGAAGCCGCCGGCUCUUUUCACGAGACAACUACCAAACAGAAGAAGAAGAAAAAAGAUACUCGUCUGAAGUUUGACUUUAAACCUUCGAGAUGACUGACUCCUCCUGAACGGUGCCACCGGGAGACCGCCUCUGCCGCCGCCACCAUCACCAUCACCCGCGCCCCCCCCCCUCUCCGCGGAGGAAGUUCUUCCAACGCGCUCCGCGUUGACUGGGGAGAGAAGAAGAAGACGACACACACAAAACGAAAAGAGCAAUAAAGAAUAACCCCCUCGCAGCGCUGCCAUCAUGGACUCGGGAAAGCAAAUCACGUUCCCGUUGAUGAUGUGCGUCGGAGCAGCCGUGAUCGGCUCUCUGCAGUUCGGCUACAACACCGGCGUCAUCAAUGCCCCUCAGAAGAUCAUCGAGAAAUUCAUCAAUGAGACGUGGUUCCAGCGCUACGAGGAACAAAUCACCAAGACCACCCUCACGGCCAUCUGGUCCGUCUCCGUCUCCAUUUUCUCCGUCGGUGGCAUCUUGGGCUCCUUUUCCGUCGGACUCUUUGUCAACCGCCUAGGAAGGAAGAACUCCAUGCUCGUGGCCAAUAUCCUGGCCUUCGUCUCCGCCGCUUUGAUGGGCUUCUCCAAGAUGUCGAGCUCCUGGGAAAUGCUGAUCAUCGGCCGCUUCGUGAUCGGCCUCUACUCGGGCCUCUCCACGGGCUUCGUGCCCAUGUACGUGGGCGAGGUGUCCCCGACGUCGCUGCGAGGCGCCCUGGGCACCCUGCACCAGCUGGGCAUCGUCACCGGCAUCCUCAUCGCACAGGUCUUUGGAAUGGAGGCAAUCAUGGGCAACGACAGCUUGUGGCCGCUCCUCCUGGGCUUCACCUUCAUCCCAGCGGUGAUGCAGUGCGUCCUGCUGCCUCUCUGCCCCGAGAGCCCCCGCUUCCUGCUCAUCAACCGGAACGAAGAGAACAAGGCCAAGAGCGUGCUCAAGAAGCUGCGGGGCACCACCGAUGUGAGCGCUGACAUGCAGGAGAUGAAGGAGGAGAGUCGGCAGAUGAUGAGGGAGAAGAAGGUGACCAUCAAGGAGCUCAUCCAGUCACCCCUGUACCGCCAGCCCCUCAUCGUCGCCAUCGUCCUGCAGCUCUCCCAGCAGCUGUCCGGCAUCAAUGCCGUGUUUUACUACUCCACCCAAAUCUUCGAGAAAGCCGGAGUCGCGCAGCCCGUCUACGCCACCAUCGGUGCCGGUGUCGUUAACACGGCGUUCACUGUAGUGUCGCUGUUUGUAGUGGAACGUGCGGGGCGUAGGUCUCUGCACCUGCUGGGGCUGCUGGGAAUGGCCGGCUCCGCCAUCCUGAUGACGAUCGCCUUGGCUCUGCUGGAAAAGGUCAAGUGGAUGUCGUAUCUGAGCAUCGUGGCCAUUUUUUCCUUUGUGGCGUUCUUUGAGAUCGGACCGGGUCCAAUCCCCUGGUUCAUCGUGGCGGAGUUGUUCUCGCAGGGACCCCGGCCUUCGGCCAUCGCCCUCGCUGGUUUGUCCAACUGGACGGCCAACUUCAUAGUGGGAAUGGGCUUCCAGUAUGUGCAGGAAAUUUGUGGCCCGUACGUGUUCGUCAUCUUCACCGUGCUGCUGCUCAUGUUCUUCGUCUUCACCUACUUCAAAGUGCCGGAGACCAAGGGCCGGACGUUCGACGAGAUCACGGCCGGCUUCCGCGGGACGGGCGCCGCGGGCGGAGAGAAGCACUCGCCGGAGGAGCUCAGCAGCCUGGGAGCCGACUCUCAGCUCUGAGCGACGCAGGUUCCUUCCCCAACUUCCCCUAACUGAACUCUUUUCUCAGAACCGAGGAGGAACCGACCAGUGUCUGCUAACUAGACGUAGGCGGACCCAUUGGUAGCGUCAUUUUUCCACACUGUCACCACAUUUCGGGCGUCAUUACCAAACACAGAACAAGCCCAGCGUGAUUCUCCAACAUGACAUCUUCCGCCGCCCCGUUCACGUCGCACGGAGAAACCAAAACCGGCGGUCGGCCCGCCCGGCGGACGUAGACGAGGGGGAGUUGAGGAUAGAUGGGGGAAGAUUUUUUUUAAAAUAUUUUAACGAAGGAAUGAAACGAGCGUCUGCACCAAUCAACCAACCUUUUUUUUUCACUUGACUAUAUUAUUUAAUCUGUAUAUGCUCUGUUCUUUGUAGCCUGUUACGACGGCCUAUUGCCACCUGGUGACGGAGGGGCUGUAGCUGUAGAACCAGUUCACUGUGCAAAAAAUACUUCUGGUCGUAAUGCUGUAUCACUGUAGACCCCCUCGCACUGUAGAUGCCGCACAGCUCCACUUUAUCUCUCGCCACCAGAUGGAGCUCUCCGCCCGAAUAGUGUCCCGGUGAAUAAAGAAAAAGUCGUUUGCACCUUUUUUUUUUUUUUUUUAAAGUUACUGAGAACACAAUCAGUCACAUGUCGGUGUUUUAACCGUGAGUCAUUUUUAACGGUUGUGCUCCAAACGUUUCACACAUUUGUCACCUUUUUUCUCCUGCGCGGAGAUAUUUUACACUUUUUAUUUGUUUAGAAAAUAUUUAUUAGUGAAGAUGUCAUUUCUUAAAUACGAUUUUAUCAUGAAAACAAGUUUGUCCAAAUAUAUCAAGAAAAUUCGCUCGUCAGUUCACGUGGGUUCCACACACCUAGUUACAGCUGAUGAGAUGAAUAUCGGGUCUGCGGACGGAGGGAACUGCAUCUGUGCAGAUCCGAGACCGGAGCGCUGAGCUUGCCCGAAUAAAUCGUCCAUCCAUUUUUUUAUGGCAUGAGAUAAGCACGGCACACGCUCGGCAAUCAGCAGCCACAAAAACGACAAAUCUGUCUCAACCAAGCCAGAACAUUGGUGAGUCGAAGUGUCUAAAACAAUCAAGCGUCCUUCUGCCUUCAGCCUUUCAGCCUCUCGCAGCUUAUCGCAGUUUCAGGUCAGACUGACCUGAUCCAGACUGAAAGCCUCUGUCAGUGGAGGAUAUUCAUUUUUUCUGAUUUGAGAUUACCCGUGGAGCCUCCGAAGUCUGGUGAAUGGGCCCGAGAGCUUCUCUCGGGGAUCUUUUCACAAUAACAGGAGCUCACAUGCUGUUUCCUCGGCGACGAUGGCAUCUUCAGAAAACCUGUGAAAGAAAAAAAUAAAAUAAAAUAAAAGGAACUCGUGGGGACCAAAAUGAAUGUCAACCUUUUGCAACGUUUUUCUUUCUCUGUCCCGAAAGUGCUCGUCACCCCUGUUGGGGUCAAACUCCACAGUGUCCAAUUUGUGUCAUAGGAAGUGGACACGUCACGCAGUGCGCCUCCUCUUUGUGCCUCGUGCGCUGAAUUCUGUCGCAUCGUGUCGGCCUCUCUCUCUCUAGUUCACAUCUGUACUUACAGUAACGCGUUCAGCAGCUGCCUCGCCGUACAAGUCCCUGUCUACGACUGCUGUAUCACGUCUUCCAUCUCUUGUUAAGUGCAUCUUUAAGAGGGAAAGUCAUCUCUUCUCCUUUUUUUUUAGCCGCACUUUAUGAUUCACAGACAUAAUUAUUUCGUCAUGUUUUUUUUCGUUUAACUCAGUCUGGAAACUAUUACUGAAGAGAGACUGAAGUACUGCUGAUGGAUUACUUGAGGUGUUUCAAUAGAAAUGUAUGUCAUGAUGUCGUUUUGUGUGUGUCUAUUACAUUCUUAUACGGAGCACAAACACACGCACACACACACACACACACACACACACACACUUACAGGUCAGUUGUGAGUAAAUAUGGUAAUGUUCAUUAUCUGAUGACUUUGUUCCAGAUCCAACCCAGUAGUCAAAAAACAACAUUUUAAUCAUUCCAUAACUGUUAGUUAUUGUACAUAGAUCUUAUAUUAUAGAAUAUAUAUAUAUAUAUAUAUAUAUAUAUAUAUAUGGGGGGAUGGGGGGUUUCAGUGGGUAAACUCUCCUGUCCUGGAAUGCACUGCAACAUCACAUCACCAGCAAACUCAUGCAAUGGCACCACAUGUCCCCAAUAUUAAACAAUAUUUUUUUUAAAUAAAGUAUUUUAUAUACAUUGAUCUACACUCCAGCUUGGGCAUUUAAUUUUUCAUGUAGCCUAUGAAAUCUUUUCCUCACAACACACAAGGAUGAUGUAAAUAUGAAAGAUACUAUGGCCUCACCCACUCCAAAUGAACGAUAUUUAAGUUUUAGAAACUUAUUUUUUUCGAUAGAUAAAUUAAUGGUUAGUACUGUAGUGUCGUAAAAUCUCCUUUCGCACUCGCUUAGUCUAAUCCUUUUUUAUUUUAUAUCUAAGGAUACGUUUGUGGCCUUAUAACUAAAAUCUCAGAUUUCACGUGGACGGGUUGUUUCAAUGAGAUGUACUCAGUAGUGUUUGCAUUUUAGCGCACAGAGCAUAUUCUAAUGUUUGUCAUAAUAAAAAAGAUCUGUGUGUAUGGUGCUGAUAUGUGAAACCUCUCCUGGGGGGGACGUAGAUUUUCGAUGGAUGGUGGCGUGAAUGCCUCUUAACAGUUUUGUACAAGUGAUUUCAUGGCUGAAUAAAAGAAAUCAUACAUGCGGA
This is a messenger RNA of Scophthalmus maximus (turbot), 4677 nucleotides long. RefSeq names its product solute carrier family 2 member 1b (gene slc2a1b). Lineage: Eukaryota; Metazoa; Chordata; Actinopteri; Pleuronectiformes; Scophthalmidae. Gene Ontology annotation, molecular function: hexose transmembrane transporter activity. The transcript has 10 exons. Gene Ontology annotation, cellular component: basolateral plasma membrane; apical plasma membrane. The record is from RefSeq and is a predicted model, not a curated record. The coding region runs from base 448 to 1923 and encodes 491 amino acids. Gene Ontology annotation, biological process: monosaccharide transmembrane transport; response to insulin.